This is a messenger RNA of Nerophis lumbriciformis (worm pipefish), 2303 nucleotides long. The record is from RefSeq and is a predicted model, not a curated record. Lineage: Eukaryota; Metazoa; Chordata; Actinopteri; Syngnathiformes; Syngnathidae.
UCAGUGCAGCAAAGCUAACAAGCUUGUCAGCGAGUUACCACCAAUUUUCAGCCAUCGGUUUUUUCUCUUAAGUGUAUAAAAAUGAGUGGGGGAGCUGGACCAAGUAAGAAGACAAAAACUUAUCACUUUCAUACGGAAUGGGUGGAGGACUUUUUUUUCACGAUGACAUUUUCGAAGUGCGUUUGCCUCAUCUGCCAAUCUGUCAUUGCAAUACCAAAGAAGGGAAAUGUGGAGCGGCAUUUUCGGACUAUUCAUGGAAAAUACGACACCGACUUCCCGCUGAAAAGCGAGCUGAGAAAGAGAAAGGUGAAGGAACUGAAAUCCCAGUUGUCCGGACAGCAGUCAUUUUUCACACAACAAACUUCAAAAGCGAAAGUCGCCACCGAAGCAUCAUUCCGGGUGAGUCACAUCAUCGUUAAUAACAAGAAGUCCUUCCAAGACGGAGAGAUGGUAAAGGAGGCAUUCGUUGAAGCAGCUGACUCAUUGUUCCGAAACUUUAAAAAUAAGGCAGAAAUAUUAUCUUCGAUCAAAGCUGUCCAGCUGUCAAGAUGUGCAGUUACACGUACGGCGCUGUGAAGCCAUCGCUGAGGAUAGAACCCAGCAACUUUGGACGGACAUCGGAGAUUGCGAGUGUUUCUCACUACAGUUGGACGAAUCUACGGACGUGAGUGACACAGCCCAGAUGUGCAUUUUCAUCCGUAUGGUGUUUAGUGAUAUCACUACAAAAGAAGAGCUAUCAAUUACUGCCCAUGAAAGAACAGACGCGAGGAGAGGACAUAUUUCAGUCGUUUAAAAACUUUAUGGAGAAAACUCAGCUACCAGUGUACAAACUGAUGUCCAUCACCACGGAUGGAGCUCCCGCAAUGGUUGGCCGCUUGAAUGGAUUUAUUGCAAAGUGCAGGCAGGACGAUGAUUUCCCGGACUUCCUAAAUUACCAUUGCAUAAUCCACCAACAAGCGUUAUGCGCUAAAAUGCUCAACAUGAAGGAGAUCAUGGAUGUUGCAAUGAAGAUCGCUUGUUCUAUUCGCGCCAGAUCUCUUCAAAGAUGGUUAUUUCGUGCACAUCUGGAGAAGGCUGACUGCGACCACUCUGAGUUGUUGCUGCACACUGACGUGAGAUGGCUUAGUCGAGGGAAAUUCCUGCAAAGAUUUCGAGAGCUCUGUCCAGAGAUUAAGGAGUUUUUCCGUGUAGCAGCUGGACAUGCAGAAUACACGCAACUAAAUGACGGUCAGUGGCUGUUAGACUUGGCAUUUUUAACCGAUCUGACCAACAUGUUGAAUGAUCUUAAUCUAGAGCUGCAAGGAAAAGACAAAACAGUGAUCAAUAUGAUCAGCUCAGUUAAUGCUUUCAAACAAAAGAUGAAACAUCUCUCCUCAAAGCUGCAGCGCCAUGAUUUGGCAAACUUCCAGAACCUGGCGUCAGAGCUGGAGAUGCAAGGGAAGGCCUGUGUGCAACUUGACAGUGCACGCUACACAGAGCAGAUUGACAAUUGUCUGUCAGAGUUUGACAAACGCUUUCAAGACUUUUCUUUGCUCGAGCCAGUCGCUACAUUCAUGUGCUAUCCUUUUCGGGAAGAUGCUGAGGUUGAUUCCCUCGCAUCACAAAUUGCAACACUACUGGAGUGGAAGAUGAGAUUUUGACACUGCAAGCCGGCAUUGAGCUGAAGUCCAGAGCUCAUGGACAGUUCUGGAACUUACUCACAGAGGUAAAGUACCCCAACAUCAGGAAAUGUGCUACCUCCUUGACUGCAUUAUUCGGCUCCACUUAUUUAUGUGAGUCAGCCUUUUCCCACAUGAAGAUCAUUAAGUCCAAGUACCGUUCCACCAUGACGGAUGAACAUUUGGAAGUGUGCUUGAGGCUGGCUGUCAGCAGCUACUGUCCGGACUAUGCAUCCCUGACUGAUUCAAUUCAGUGCAAGUCAUCAGAGUAAACUCGGCUAGCUAGCAGCUAGCUGCUAAGCUAACGAAGCUAGCGCGGAGAAAGGCGUCGCCGGGCGCCGGUCAGAAGGAGUCUACUCCUGCACACCGUGACCAGGACUUCUCGGAAGACAGCAGGAACUUCACUCGGUGACAGAAAACACCGUGAGUAUGGCUUCCUGCGCGUCUUGCACCUUACUCACGGAGAGGCUGGCUCUGCUAGAGGGUCGUGUCCGCCAGUUAGAGCAGAGUAAUCUCGUAACUUUAGAUGUUGCGGACACAUCUGCUAGCGUUAGCUGUAGCGAGCUAACUAGCCCAGCCUGUAGUAGUCCUAAGCGGCCUACAAGCUACGGUGUACCGGUUGAGACGCAUAAUAGAUUUAGCUCU